Penicillium malachiteum is the source of this 1695-nucleotide messenger RNA. RefSeq names its product protein ergS (gene ergS). The record is from RefSeq and is a predicted model, not a curated record. The transcript has a single exon. Gene Ontology annotation, biological process: phospholipid homeostasis. Gene Ontology annotation, molecular function: aminoacyltransferase activity. Bases 1 to 1695 code for a protein of 564 amino acids. NCBI's taxonomy places the organism in Eukaryota, Fungi, Ascomycota, Eurotiomycetes, Eurotiales, Aspergillaceae.
AUGGCACUCUUGCAGCAAUCCCCAGUGUCACUUUCCGAAAAGGUUGUCCCACCGAUCAUGAUCACCACAGCGCCCGAUCCCAUCCAACCCCCGACUACUGCGCCAAUAGCUCCAGCUCCAGAUAAGAAGAGGCGCGCUCGUCGCGGUAACAAGGUCAAGGGCAAUGAUCUCAGCACCAACUUUAAGAAAGUACACUUGGUUGAUGAGUUGGGGGAUGCGUUGAUGGGUCACUAUUACAUCCCUAAAAUAAACACCCAUCCGAAUGCCUCAACCCCAUCAGUUCUCGAUCAUCUGCGAACCAGUCUCAGCACGACUCUUGCGUCUUCCAAUGCCAGCUCAAUGAGCAGCAGCAGCCGUACAUUGACAGGAGUCGAAAGCACACCCUCCACUGACCAUAACCACCACAAUGACCUCAAUCUCACACACCAAAUCUCCUCAGCUGCAACAACAGUGGUUCCUCCUUCUGGUAUGGACACUGACCUACAUCAUGUGAAGAGUAAUCAUGAACAAGGCGAUGUAUUUUCCCUGGAUGAAUUCUCUACAAUGACCGCCAUACAACGCCUGACAGCCCAGUAUGGUCGCGUGGCACAUAUGGGCAUGCUGGAUCACAGUUAUCGAUUCUUUGUGAACAAGACAAGAACCGCGGCAUUGUCAUUCAAAGUUCAGAACUGUGUGGCUAUCGUGGGCGGUGAUCCGCUUUGCAGUCCAGAUACAGAUACUAUCACGGCGCUAUUAGAUGAAUUUUCACUAUACCGUCGGCGUCGUCGCUGGGGAAUCGCGUUCAUGGGCGCAAGUGAAUGGUUUGUCCAGGAAUAUGCCAAGAAGCAGUCAUCCAAUUGGACUGCGAUACGCUUUGGCACGGAAAGAGUUCUGAAUCCUCAGACUAAUGAGGUUUUGCUGGAAAAAAGCGGGAAGCGUAUUGCUGUACAAAAUCGACAACUUCUACACCCUCAAAAGGGAGGCACCACAUUGGGCUUAUACGUACCAGCCAUCCAUGGAACAGACAAUCAGCUGGAGAAAGAACUUGUAGCCAUCUACGAUGCCUGGCGUGCGGAACGUAAUAAUUCCACCGGUCCUCAAGCCUUUAUCACUGUUUACGACCCCUUCGCUUUACCCUCUCUUAUGACAUUCGUCUACAGUUGUGGAUCCGAUGGUCGAAUUAAUGGAUUCUCAGCCUUGCGUCGACUCGGCUGCUCUGGUUAUCACAUUGACCCUUGUAUUGCGGCGCCCAAUAGCCCAAAGGGAAUUAGUGACCUACUAAUUGUUGCGGCUAUGGCUCUUCUUCACCGUGCGGAGGUCUCAUACCUCGGGUUCGGCUUUGAGCCGACCCAUGUUCUCUCACCUGAGGAUGUUAGUGGGAUGCCAGGACCAUUGGCUAGUAUCACUCGGGACCUAUACGCCCACACGUUCCUCCGUCUUCCUAUUCACGGAAAGAAAGCUUAUCAUGACAAGUUUCGCCCCGAUCCACCACAGGACUCAGGCUUGUAUCUUGUAUUCCCUGACGGUGUACCAGGGCCGCGACAUUUCUUAGCUAUGAUGCACAUGGCUAACAUCAGUGUUCGGAAGAUGCUUUGGACCGAUCUACGUACCUGCUUAUCCGCUGGCAAAUCAAAGAAAGCGACUUCAUCUCCAGAUGUGUCAGCUGAUACUACUGUUGAACAAGAGAUACUGCGACCCGUCUCUGCCAGAGAGUAA